Molecule: messenger RNA, 573 nt
Organism: Alternaria burnsii
Lineage: Eukaryota; Fungi; Ascomycota; Dothideomycetes; Pleosporales; Pleosporaceae
Exons: 1
Source: RefSeq, a predicted model, not a curated record
UCACACAAUUCACAAACCAGCCGCCCAAUCUAUUCCUGCCAAUACGGUUGCACGCGCAAGGUCCAUCCCAAGACUUGUGCGGCUCCAGAACUCCGGCGCCUAAAAGUAGACCGCCCAAAACAGAACAACAAGCGAGUCAACCUCAUCAGCAACCUGGGGAAGAUCGCUCGCAUCGGUAUUGGUAAAACGGCUUUCGCGCGCCUCUCAUGCAUCUUGUCCAGUUUGUCAGGCCGCCGAGGCAAAACCCAUUCCUUGGGCCCGCCACGCGCUGUCCUGAUGAAAUCUCCACCUGCACUGUUGCGCGAACCGGACGAGGAUGAAGAACCCUGUGAGUUGAGUCGGUCUCUGUCGGCAUCCCUGAAUCUGCGAGUUGAGCGUUCGAUUCAACCGUCUUGUCAUGUGUGCGUCGGGCGUUGGGUGAGUCUGGCAGGAAAAGCCAUGUCAACUUCAUGCGAUGGCAGUAGCCGUGCCAUGCCCUGGACUGCGCCACGCACACAAAGAAAACACGUGCACUGCCGCGGCUGCAGUAAUGGCCGUCGUUGGACCAGGCGGUCUGCUGUCGCAACCUCCUGA